CCUCCGAAGGGCUCAUUCAAACGGAAAAAUGUCGCUAUCACAAGCGAUGAAUCACCCACACCUCCAGUAGUCUCUCUUGUAGAACAAUUUUCCUACAUGAACAAGCCAAGACCGUUCAAGAACCCGAACUAUACUAAGAAUGCUAGCCGUAGGACUAAAAACCUAAAGGCAGUCCUCACGCAGGAACGUGAACGAGAACGGCAGGAACGAGAACGAAGACGACAACAGAAGGAAGAGAGCAUGGAUAUCGAUGGCGAACAGGUUGAUGGUACUUCUGAUGAAGACAUGCCUACGUAUUCAUCGAUAGAGGCGCCACCUUCGGUGCUGCCUCAGAAGCGGUACUGUGACAUUACAGGCCUUGAAGGACCCUACACAGAUCCAGCCACUGGUCUGCGGUAUCACGAUAAGAGUGUCUACGAGUUGGUCAAGGGCCUCAGUGCUACCGCAGCGAAGGAUUAUCUCGCUGCCAGAGGUGUGAACCCAAUUGUCAGAUGA
Laetiporus sulphureus 93-53 is the source of this 495-nucleotide messenger RNA. RefSeq lists its product as uncharacterized. The transcript is spliced from 5 exons. Gene Ontology annotation, cellular component: Ino80 complex. The annotation marks the transcript as partial. Lineage: Eukaryota; Fungi; Basidiomycota; Agaricomycetes; Polyporales; Laetiporaceae. Gene Ontology annotation, biological process: chromatin remodeling. The record is from RefSeq and is a predicted model, not a curated record.